Blumeria graminis f. sp. triticale is the source of this 606-nucleotide messenger RNA. Lineage: Eukaryota; Fungi; Ascomycota; Leotiomycetes; Helotiales; Erysiphaceae. The record is from the annotation of a GenBank genome assembly.
AUGCGCCUCCUAAUCACUACCAUAACAACCGCCUUUUUGAUAUCCAGUGCUGUCGGGGACGAAGCGCAACUCAAGAGAGUGCUGGUGCAGGAUGAAUCUUCCAGUCACAAUACCGUUAUGCAUGCCGCCGUACAGGAUCAAAUCACAGACUCUUUAGGUGUUGACAACACGGCGAGCAGCAUUGGUGGUUUUGACGCCUUUAAUGAUUUCCUAGUUAAGCGUCAUAUGGAUAAGCCUUCGGAACUUGUUUUCAGCUGUGUAACUGGUCAAAAUAAAACAAUAACUGCGAAGUUCGGGAUGGUUAUAGAUUCUCUUACCCAUGCCUGCAAGGCUAUCGGCGAGCCGGGUAAAGUUCGAGCGAAGUGGCCAUAUCCCGCGACAAUUGAGACCGAUAAAUAUGAAGAGCACGGUCCCUACUUUGUGUGGAAAGUCGGAUAUAGACCUCCAACCCAGAAACGAUUGGCUCUAGCGAGUAACGAAAAAAAGAGCGACGCAGAAACUCCUCACAUUAUCGCAACUUACAAUUGUGAUCUGCUUGAUGUAGUAACCGAAGAUCUUAUCAAUGGCAAAUAUGAGUAUUGCAAAAGAGAAUGGGUCGAAAUCUAG